AUGUCGAUUGACGAGCCUAUAGCGUUGUCUACAUCAAUUUCUACUAAUGAUAUAAAUACGUGUAUUAAAGUUCUUGCGGAAUUUAAUUCGACAAAAGCAUAUCCAUUGCUCGAAUCCAAUGAGUUUGAUGAUCUUCGACCGUUGAUUCACAAUUUAUUUUCUAUGGAAAAACGAAGAAAAAAGAAACGAUUGCAAGAUGAACGUCUUCAUAAAAAACAAGUCGAUAGAAACGUUAAAAAAUCCUGUUUACUUCGUUCUGGUCGACAAGAAAAGCUUCGACAACUACAAUUAGAACAUAUUCUCAUUCCUGAUGGCACUGUACAAACACAAACAGCGACUCAUGCAAUUCAAAGCGAAAUGUCUUCAUCAGCAGCUAUUCCUCAACGACUUGGUACAUCAAACCAAUGCUACAUAUGUAAACUUCAUUAUCGUACAUUACAUUUUUUUUAUGAUCGUCUUUGUUUAUCGUGUGGCAAAUUUAAUUAUGAAAAACGUUUACAAACAGCGAAUCUUUCCAAUCGUGUUGCUUUGGUGACUGGUACCCGAGUUAAAAUUGGCUAUCGGAUUGCUUUGAAAUUAUUACGUGCUAAUUGUUUUGUCAUUGCUACAAGUCGAUUUCCAAUGGAUUUACUAAAUCGUUUAAACAAAGAGCAAGAUUUUAAUGAAUGGAAAAAUCGUAUAGAUGUUUAUGGUGUGGAUUUUCGUUAUCCGCAAUUAGUAGAAUAUUUUGCACAAAUGUUGAUAGAUAAAUAUGAUAAAUUAGAUUUUUUAAUUAAUAAUGCUUGUCAAACUAUUCAACGGCCAAAAGAAUUUUAUCAGCAUUUAGUUUAUAAUGAACGAUUAACAAAUUAUUCAAAUCUACCCAAUGAUCAUCAACGCAUUCUCGGUGGAAAUCUACAAUUCUAUACUCAAUUAUUACCAUCAGUCGAUCGACUUUUGUAUCAGUCUUUGCCGCGAUCUCUACCUAUGCCUUCAGCCGAUGAUCCAAAUCAGAUUUCUACAAUAUCUCCAGCAAGCAAUACAAUUUUAUUUGAUGUCAAUCAACAACCGCUUGAUUUUCGUAAAACUAAUUCCUGGAUGUUACGUCUUGCUGAUAUCUCAACUACUGAAAUCAGCGACGUUUUGACAAUAAAUACAUUAGCACCAUUUAUUCUGAACAGUAAAUUAAAAGUUCUUAUGGCAGAUAAACAUCCAGAGCCGGAAAGUAAAAAAUUUAUCAUCAAUGUUUCAGCUAUGGAAGGUUCGUUUUCGCGUAAAAAUAAAACAGAUCGACAUCCUCAUACUAAUGCAGCUAAAGCAGCGUUAAAUAUGAUGACACGAACAUCAGCAAGUGAUUAUCUUACAUCCAACAUUUACAUGGUUUCAGUUGAUACAGGUUGGAUUAAUGAUGAAAAACCAUUGGAAAAAGCAUUUAAAAGUAUGGUUUACCAUGAUUUUCAAACGCCACUCGAUGAAGAAGAUGCAGCAGCACGUGUACUCGAUCCAAUAUUUCAUACUUACAAUCAAUUAGCUGAAGGUAAAACUAAUAUCGAUAUUCCGUAUGGAUGCUUUCUAAAAGAUUACCAACGAUGUGAUUGGUAA
Molecule: messenger RNA, 1581 nt
Organism: Rotaria socialis
Lineage: Eukaryota; Metazoa; Rotifera; Eurotatoria; Philodinida; Philodinidae
Source: the annotation of a GenBank genome assembly